CUUUGUUUUGUUAAAAUGCCCCGUCGUUCAAGAGUGCCGCCGUCGCGCAAUCCUCACGGUCUUGGAGCACAUGAACGAUCCGACGAAUCAUCUUCCGACAUCAGCACUGUUGCCGUGUCGCCACAGAAUGUCCAUCGAAGUCGCAGACGAUCAGUAUCGGAAAACAGAACCAGCAGUACUCGUUCCUCCGCAAGACCCCAACCCAGACAGAGAUCGGUUUCCACAAGAGUGACCAAUGCUCUGGCGGAAAUCCACCGCUUGCAGCAAUCGACUUGUUUGCUGAUUCCAAAAUUGCCUUUUGCGAGGCUCAUUCGAGAAAUCAUGAUGCAGUACACAGGCCGCAAUCUACGAAUCACCCGGGAGGCAUUAAUGGCGAUUCAGGAGGCGGCGGAAAUAUAUCUUGUUAUGCUUUUCGAGGAUACCCAAAAAUUGGCAUUACACCGACAACGGGUGACAAUCACAAAGAAGGACAUGGACAUGGCCCUGUACUUUCGCAUUUCAUGAUUGCACCAAGCAUGUUUACAGACUGGGC
Molecule: messenger RNA, 532 nt
Organism: Armigeres subalbatus
Lineage: Eukaryota; Metazoa; Arthropoda; Insecta; Diptera; Culicidae
Product: histone H3-5-like
Exons: 1
Coding region: 16-504 (162 amino acids)
Cellular component (GO): nucleosome; nucleus
Molecular function (GO): structural constituent of chromatin; DNA binding; protein heterodimerization activity
Source: RefSeq, a predicted model, not a curated record